Messenger RNA from Amoebophrya sp. A120, 460 nucleotides. Lineage: Eukaryota; Dinophyceae; Syndiniales; Amoebophryaceae. The record is from the annotation of a GenBank genome assembly.
AAGAAGAAGAAGAAGUUGUAGAGAAGAUGAGUGUACUACAUGCCGGCUUAGCUGUCGCUUUUGGUUUGGUACUUCUUCGACUCGGCGCGGUCGGAUCGGGACAUAUUUCUCUACGGCCGCUCGCGGACGUAGUUUUUCCUCUCUUGCGGCGAGCCACAACAGUCCUGCAGACCAUGGAAAGCAUGCGCCAGCAAGAAAACCAGCUAUGGCGCGGCAAAGAAAGGAAGGGCGUGCGAUGGGGAUGAAGAUGAUGCCGACCGCGCCCGCCACCUUGGCCGAGGAGAGCCGGCGAGGGCGCCCGGGGGAAGUCUUGGCCCCAGAAAUCAAAGCUGCGGACGCCACGCGAAAACUUAUAGCCGGCCGGCGUCCCCUAUGCUAUUGGCGUCGCAAACAAAGGCCGCGCCCGUGCCAUCGUUUCCCGGCCCCGCUUUCGCGCGCAGCGGAUUGCGCGCGCGCCCAU